AUGGCUGACAGUGCUGCAUCCGCAGCCACCCAUAACUCCCCGCGCACCUGGCUGCUCACCGCGGCGCUCUCACCUCUUGCAGUCCGCCUCAUCCGCCAGCUUCUCGCCCACGGCGACUACGUUGUUGCUUGCCUACCGCCUCACGAGAUCGACCACCCUGAUCGCAGCCUCGAAUUCCGAGAACUCAUCGAUGAGUGCAAGAGCAAUCGCAAGGACCGAGAGGGUUGGAAAGACCGCAUACGCGGCAUACGCUGCGAUGGGACCGUCAUGGGCAGCUGCGGUGCUGCCGUCGCCGAGGCAAUUCAGGUUUUUGGCCGCAUCGACAUCUUGCUGUGCUGCAAAUCUGAGGCCGUGAUUGGGACUGUCGAAGAGUUGUCUACGACACCUUUUACUCAAAAUCUUGUCCGUGACCAGUUCGAGACUAUUUUCUUUUCCCAGGUCAACUUCAUCAAAGCUGCCCUCCCCCAACUCCGGACCCAGCAUACCGGCCACAUCAUCGUCGUCAGCAGCACGGGCGGCCAUAUUGGCACGCCAGGCAUGUCUAUGUACACUGCGGCUACCUGGGCAUUGGAGGGUUUCUGCGACUCCCUUGCCUACGAGAUCGCUCCUUUCAAUAUCAAAGUCACCAUCGUGCAGCCCAAUAAGGAGAUUCAAUCCCUCACGAACCGACUCAUCUUCGCUCCUCAAAUGAUGGUCUACGAGCAGGGUGGUCUUGAAUCAGUACCCAGCGUCCGCGAGAUGCUAACAAAUGUACUCAACACCCAUCCUGACACUGCUCUCCCUCCCCCAACAACGCCUGAAUCGAUCGGCGCUACACCAGGCACUACACCAUUGUCGCCUAGCAGCGCAAUCUUGGAGCCAGAUAUCGUUCCAGGAGACAUCAUCCAGCGAUAUCCGAAGCUCCCCCCGGGUGCGGCAGACAAACUGGUAUUGGAGACGGUCCAUGCCUUGACAGCGAUUGGCGGUCAUGAGAACCCCCCGGCGCGGCAUAUUGUCGGACACGAAGGCGCCACAGCUGUCAAGGAGAAACUGAAAACGGUGACAGAAGAGCUCGAGGACUUUGUAGAAGCCAGCCUGUCGGUCGAUAUCUUUGACACCGAGUUGCAGGCGGAGGCUCGAGAUGGCAGGGACCAAGAGGAGAGUCCCAGGGGACCAGCUUCCUCAGUGGCAACACCAGAUGCUAGGAUGAGCUUGGAUCCGCUGCUCCCCGUCGCUCCCGCAAGGGUGAAGGCGCUGCUGCUGCCGCUGGGCCAGAUCAAGGCAGAUCGCUUUGCUGCGUUCGUUGAGCGUCUCAACCAGGAACAUGUCGUCCACCUACGGGACGUCACCGCCGAUGGCCGGCCGAACAGGAAUAUGUUCUCGCCGCUGGCAUACCCGGACGGCGCCAUCAUCUACGAUCUCGUAACCCACGUACCCCCGCCAUCCCACCUCUCCCUCACUCCCUUCGACUUAUACCGAGAACCCUUCGCCGUCAUUGCACUGGCCGACGGCAGCGAGCUGAACCAGGCGACCUUCAGCAAACGGAACUCCGCGAAUGGCACCGGCCCGACCACGGUCGAGAAGAACAUCCGGGCCCUGUACCAGGAGCUCGAGGACCUGCGCGACAACUACCCCAAGGCGCUGGCGCACCAGGUCUUGGUGUUUGAUUACGUGGCCCCCAAGGACACCGAGAUCCCAAUGCCUGAGGGCCUCUUUGCAAUCCCCCCGGCCGAUGAUUGCAAGAGAACGACCAUGAAGGCAGUUCUGUGCGAUGUCUCUUCCUUGCUCCUGGCUGAAAUGACAGCCCUCGCCAAGUCUUUCGAAGCUAUGACUACGAUCGAAUCUCCAGGACACUACUCGGGUACAAGGCACACGAACGGCGCAUCCUGGGGUGGAGAGGGAGGCGCCAAUGGAAUGUCAAGAAGGAACUCGCAGUUCUCGCUGCCCCAAGGUCGCUCAAGCUCGGCUGGUGGCAUCAUGGACAAGCAUAACGCACGCAUGUCAAUGCCAGCAUCCUCUCGACCCCCCCUGCACUCUAGCAGCUCGACGCCGGGAAGACCAUCAACGCCAGUCAAAAGUGGCCUCUCAAACACACCCCUAAGCUCCGAGGUUGUCCACAGUCCAGAUAGUGACCAAUCAACGCCAGAUACGAUGGCCUCCCGUCCAGACCCUGCGGAGGCAGCUCGCGAAAUGAGUCGCGAUCGGGUCUCGGUGCAGGGUUUCGGCCCUGGUGGUGCAAACGAACGCUGGAGGCUCAAGGGCAAGGGUCGCGUAUCAAUUGUCGUGGGAUCUAUGUAUCUACAGGCCGGACGAUGGAGCGAUUCCCUAAAGGAGCUUGUCGAAGGCGCCACCGUUGCGCGAUCACUCAACGAUCAUGUAUGGCACGGUAAAGCGUUGGAGCUUAUCCUGAUUAACCUCCUUCUCCUGGGUUGGUCCAACUUGGAGUUUCAAAUACCAGCUGUAUGCUUUGGUCCUCAGGAGAGGCCCGCCAGUAUCAGCUCCAAAGUCGACCUAGAAGGAGACUCUGAUCAGCCCAAGCAUCUCAAACGCCUACAAGCGAUUCUGUCAGAUCUAAUGGAUCGUAUCCUGGCACUUUACUCAAGGAUAUCGGCAGAGAACCUCCCCCCCCUUGCUCUCGCCGAAACUCAUAUCCGGUUCGCCAAGAUUUUCUCGGCUAUACACCUGAGCGGUGGCAAGCUUGGCAAGCCUUCCCUCGACAUUAUGGUUUUGGGGUCGAUUCCCGAUCCGACUCCGACCCCUACUCCUCGAUAUUUGGUCUCCCCAACAAGGCAGCAAAUCGUCACGAUACUCUUCAAGGCCUUUCCCUCAUCUGCCUCGGAACUCCUUACUACUGUAGACCGAGCGGCUAUAUUGAGCGGCAUCGCGACUGUCUUAGGGCCUCUUGGGCUCCAUCGAAAGAAGGCAAUGGUGAUACGAGAGCUUGUCUCUGUGCUCAUUGGCGGCCUCGUUGAGGCUCGAACUCGGGGAGCCGCCGAUAUGGGCAUUCAUCCUGCUGCAGGGUUGGUCUCUCUGACAGCGAGCGGAGGUACGGGCACCGGAGCUAUGGCCUUGGAUCUCGGCGAUGCGGACGUUGAGCAGGGCAUCGAGGCGCUUCUUGGCCUCCUUUGCCGGUCCUAUGGCAUUGUCAGCUUUGACAUGGCGAAGAAAGUGACCGCCGAUUCGACCAAGGAUGUUGACGACUCGGAUGAGGCGGUGAUUACUAGGAUACUUGGCCAGUCCUCUGCGAGGUUCUUUGGUUUCCCUGAGGUCAAGCUGAAUAUUCUUCGAGCCUGUAUCAACUUCUCCGAGGCCUUGCCGGACUUCAAUGGGGCCCUCAAGUUCUCGAGCGACCUCCUUCGCACGGCAGGGUCGGGAGUAGCCCCGGGGCCACGACGAGAGGACGCAUCACCAACCAUCCAUCGAGAUGAGCAGGUGCGGCUGGCAACCAAUAUUUCCAGAACAUCCACCCUCUCAAAGCGGUUGGGACUUUCACUAUCAGCAGAAUACUGGGACGAGUUUCUGGUUAGAAGUAUCAAGCUGGAACCCCCCGCAAACACUAGAACGCCGGUAGCCCAUGCCAAGAGCGUCCUGCCUGGUGCGACCGCAAGUCGAGCGUCUCAGGAUGUGGAUCCAUUCAUCUACAACCCCUUCCUGAAGAAGCCCGAUGAGAUUAUCAGCGAGAAUCUUGUUGCUGGUGAGAUAGCAACAUUCAAGAUUACGCUCCAAAACCCCUACGAUAUUGAAGUGGACAUUGAGAAGAUCGAGGUGGCUACUGAAGGCGUGGAGUUUGAGCCGAUACCCGAGGUCACGGUCAUUGGACCCUACCGCACUCAGGUGUUACGGUUGAGGGGACGACCCAAGGCGGCGGGAGACAUUAAAGUCAUUGGAGCGGUGAUCAAGGUUCGAGGGUGUAGGGAGAGGCGGUUCCCCAUAUUCUCGGCAGCAUGGACGCCGACCAGGGAUGACAAGGUCAAAGCCAAGGGAAUGAUAGGCCUCGAAGAGAGCGUCGCCGCAGUCAAGCCUUUUGCUCGGGCCCUGGUAACAGAGACGCUCAAUCUCAAGGUUAUCCAGGAGCAGCCGCUGGUGGUGGUCAAGGCUACGACUCUUGCGCAAUCUUCGAUCAUGAUUUUGGAAGGCGAGCGAAAGGUCUUUUCUGUUACCCUGCAAAACCUGUCUACAACGCCUGUGGACUUUUUGCUGUUCUCGUUCAAGGACUCGACGCAGGAACCACUCCAAGCAGCCCUCAGCAACCGGGACGCAACGCCAGCGGAGCUGUAUGAGUACGAACUAAUCUUAAUGAAGAAGCAAGCCUUGCGACUACCUCGGGGCAACCAGGGCCGUAAAAUUUCUCCUGGGGGCGAGGCAACAUUCGACUUUGAGAUAUUCGGCAAACCUGGCUUGACGUCUGCGAUGAUCCAGGUUGACUACACCCACCUCGGUUGCCCUCAGGAUGAGAUCAAAGAACAAUUUUUCACCCGCCAAGUGUCAGUUAAUCUUACAGUUACGGUCAAUGCUAGUGUCGAGUUGGCUAGGAUAGAUGCGUUGCCCGUGUACGGAGAUAUACCUCGACCGAUCUGGGACCGCCUGGGGAGCGCGGUUGCAGCGAAGCCGAAUGACUACUGCCUUGUCUCGAUCGACUUGCGCAACGCUUGGCCGAGCCAGAUGGCGAUCCGCCUGGAAAGCGAUGACGGGGUGGCAGUGGAAGAUGAUAUCCUCCCUGGUAACACAACCCGCGUCAUUCUCCCCGUGAAGAGAGUAUACCUGGAAGACCCGCAUGCCACGAUCCCGACUCUGAAUCCUUCACGAAAUCGACAAUUUGUGGUUAGCACCAGCAAGAUUUCGCCGGAAAUGGAGCGAGCCAACCGAGAAGCAUUCUGGUAUCGAGAGAGAAUUCUUGGCUGUCUGAAGGCUACGUGGCGGACAACGUUCUUGCCAAAGCGGAGUGGUUCUAUCGAUCUUAGGAACAUCCGACUGACGUCGCGCAUGAUUGAGGCGAUCAAGGUGGAUGAAGUUGGGAUUGAAAUCUCCGUGGAGGACACAGAUGACCGCGGUUCAGAGAAGGACGUAGCAUAUGUGGAUGAAUUCGCGACGCUCAAGGUGCGCGUUAUAAACCGGACUGCCAAGCCGAUAUGCCCACUCGUCAGAAUCAUGCCAGCCCUCUGCCACCGACCGGCAAAUGUGGCCCUGGAGUUUACGCGCAAGUUUGCUUGGAACGGCACCUUGCAGCAGCUUAUCCCCGAGCUCGAGGGGCACGGCAGCGCCGAGGUGGCUGUGGGCAUGACGGCGCUUUGUCGAGGCGAGUUUGAAAUCACAGCCUCAGUGGAGGAGGUACAGGUAUGGGAAGAUGCGCGAGCGGCAGAAAAGCCACAGGGGCGGCCGCGGUCGGACACACAGUCGAUGAUGGAUGCGGCGCUGGGAGUCAAGCAGCGGCGCAUGUGGCAUGCAAGACAACCAUGCAGGCUCACAGUGAGAGACCGCGAGUAA
Ilyonectria robusta is the source of this 5463-nucleotide messenger RNA. Its product is annotated as transport protein Trs120 or TRAPPC9 TRAPP II complex subunit-domain-containing protein. Gene Ontology annotation, cellular component: trans-Golgi network. NCBI's taxonomy places the organism in Eukaryota, Fungi, Ascomycota, Sordariomycetes, Hypocreales, Nectriaceae. The transcript is spliced from 4 exons. Bases 1 to 5463 code for a protein of 1820 amino acids. The record is from RefSeq and is a predicted model, not a curated record.